UGUUAUAGCUUCUUUGCUCUAAUGGAUAGCCUUCUAAUUCUGGCCACAUUACACUUUCCUGAUUCUUAGGAAGAACAGAAAGCAUUCCCUUUAUAAUUCUCAUAACGACCCAAAAAAAUGCCAGAGAAGCUGAGGGUGGGGUCCCCUUUUUCCACCCUCCCUCCAUCUCUGUUACCUUUCUCUCUUUUAUAACCUCUCUCUCUCUCUCUCUCUCUCUCUCUCUCUCUCUUCUCCUUCCCCAAUUCCGUUUCCUCAAUUUCCCUCUUUCCAAACCCUCACGUAAACCAAUCUCCAGGUGUUCAUCUCCUCCUUCGAAAAAGCCGUCGCAGUUAUGAGCUCCGUUCACCACCACCGUCUGAGUUUCACGUACGCCGUAAAGCAUGAGAUUCUAACACUCUUCUUUCUCGUACUUGCAUUGCCGGAGAUUCCUCAUGCCGGAGCUCAGUCGAGUCCCAACAACGACGAUCACCGCCACCACGACGACGACGACGACGAUGGCUAUCCUUACACCAAUCAGUUCACGCCUUCAAUAGCCAUCAUUGUAGUGGUCCUUAUAGCCGCACUUUUCUUCAUGGGAUUCAUCUCCAUUUACAUUCGCCGUUGCAACAGCGGACUCAACGGCGAAAACAAUGUCAUCGCCGUCGGUGGAGGCGCUGGGAGGUCCCGACGACCUCGCGGACUGGAUCGUGCCGUGAUCGAUUCGUUUCCUACCUUCGUUUACUCAUCGGUUAAGGGGAUCAAAAUAGGAAAAGGCGCGCUGGAAUGCGCCGUGUGCUUGAACGAGUUCGAAGAGGAAGACACGCUCCGUUUAAUCCCCAAAUGCGACCACGUUUUUCACCCGGACUGCAUCGACGCCUGGUUGGAAAAGCACACCACGUGUCCGGUUUGCCGAGCUCAACUCGCACCUCAACCGAACGAAUCGGUCCACGCCGAUGGAUCACAGACCGCGACCACGACGACGACGACGAUGGCGGCUGCGGAUAUCGAAACUCAAAACGGCGACGCUUCGACGGAACAAGGAGUUGAACAGAGCGGCGAGAGAGAUAGACAGAGACAGCAUGAGGUAUUACUGGAAACUGAAUCGGAAAUUUUGGAAUACUUAAGGGCAAAAUUGAACCGGAAUCGUAGAUCCAAAUCCACGCGUAGACUGUUCAACCGGUCUCACUCGACCGGACACUUGAUGAUCAAACCGGGAGAUGACUUGGAGCGGUUCACAUUGAAGUUACCGGUUGAAGUUAGAAAGCAAAUAAUAAACCGGAAACUUCAUAGGGCUACGAGCUUGGUGGUUUUGCCAAGGGACGAGAGUAAGACGAUGUCGUGUAGGAGUAGUUCGAAGCGACCCGAGUGGUUGAACCGGUUGUAUGUGUCGGACAGGUGGAUCGCUCCGUUUUUUACGAGGAUGUUAUCGCGAAAAGUGGUGGCGGGUGAUGGCGAGGGGACAUCGACUCAGCCGGUUUUAUCGGCAGUGCAACGAAGUGGUUCGGUUCAGCCUCCGGUUUAACGACUACUUCUACUAGUUUUUUUUUUUUUGGUUAGUAUUUUAGUUUUUGUUCUCUUUAAGGAAAUUCCAGUUUUAUUGUCGAUUUUCUAUGAGCUGCAUUAAUUAUUCUCGGUUCAAAAUGUAAAUUGUCAAUACAACUUUAUAUUUUGAAGACUUUUUAUGAUA
Molecule: messenger RNA, 1666 nt
Organism: Ziziphus jujuba (common jujube)
Lineage: Eukaryota; Viridiplantae; Streptophyta; Magnoliopsida; Rosales; Rhamnaceae
Product: E3 ubiquitin-protein ligase ATL31-like
Exons: 1
Coding region: 332-1501 (389 amino acids)
Source: RefSeq, a predicted model, not a curated record